This is a messenger RNA of Eupeodes corollae, 3476 nucleotides long. RefSeq names its product extended synaptotagmin-2 (gene Esyt2). Gene Ontology annotation, biological process: lipid transport. The coding region runs from base 469 to 2997 and encodes 842 amino acids. The record is from RefSeq and is a predicted model, not a curated record. Lineage: Eukaryota; Metazoa; Arthropoda; Insecta; Diptera; Syrphidae. Gene Ontology annotation, molecular function: lipid binding. The transcript has 11 exons.
UAAGCUUUCAACUCGCAUCGACGUUAGUCAGACUUCUUGGUCUUGUUCAUCUCGAAUAACUUUUUGUUUUUGUAGUUUGUUUCGAUUCUUAACGCCGCCACUGCCGGUAUAACUUAUUACGUAGCUGGGCUGCGGGUAACCUUCACUUUCCGCUAUAUACGGUAUAACUAUCACAUACCUCAGUAGCUCAGUAUUUUUAUAUUUAAUUGUUUUGUUCUCAACUACAAAAUGUGUUAAUUUUGUUUUAUAAAAAUAUUUUUUGAAAAUUGUGUGUUUUCAUUUUCAUCAAAUGCAUGCGGGGAAAUUCUUGAAAACAAAAUCGUGAAAAUUAAAAUUUAAAGUGCUAAACGAAAUUAUUUAUACAUACUUACCCUAUUCAAUAAUUAUAAAUAGAAGAGUGAAAUCAGUGAAUAAUUUAGUUUUGUUUUGAUCGUAAUUAAAUUUGCAAACCAGCUAAAAAGACUUAAAAUGAGUAGUUCAUUGGACGAAAAUAAAUCUGCUUCAACUGAGAAAUUAAAUCAGCCACUUGAUACUGAUUCAACAGGCGGCGAAAAAGACAAAGACGAUAUCAAUAUGGUUGCGGCUAGUAAAGAGCUCAAUCCUGAAACGGAGGCAAUUAAAAAAGCUGCCAACACAGCCGAAGAGGGAAUUUUUUCCCUUAUCUAUUCAGUAGCUAAAAAAAUGGCUGUAGUCGGUGUCAUCUAUUUAGUUGGUUAUAUGGGCUGGUCAGUGGCAUGGCUUCUAGCGCCGGUUAUUUAUUCUGGAGUUCGAGAUCAAAUAAGUAAGGAAAAUCAAAAGAAAAGAAAUAUAGCUAAAUCAUCAGCAAUGGCAUCGGAAAAAGAUGUAAUUCUUGCGAGGAUCGAUGAACUACCAGCUUGGGUUUACUUCCCCGAUAUUGAACGUUGUGAAUGGGUGAAUAAAAUCCUAAAACAAAUAUGGCCAAAUGCAAAUUAUUUUGCCCGCACUCUAGUCAAAGAAACAAUCGAACCAAACGUUGCUCUAGCCUUAUCCAACUAUAAGCUCAAUGGAUUUCGUUUCGACAGAAUUAUCCUCGGAACAAUACCACCUCGUAUUGGUGGUGUUAAAAUCUACGAUAAAAACGUCGAUCGUAAUGAGAUCAUAAUGGACCUGGAUAUUAUGUAUGCCAGCGAUUGUGAUAUUAAUUUCUAUUUGAAAGGUGUUAAAGGUGGAAUUAAGGAUUUCCAAAUUCAUGGUUGUAUUCGUGUUGUUAUGAAGCCCUUAAUCCGAUCAAUGCCACUGGUUGGAGGAUUGCAAAUAUUCUUCCUUAAUAAUCCUAAUGUUGAUUUUAAUUUGGUUGGGGCUAUUGAUUUUCUGGAUAUGCCAGGAUUGAGUGAUUUAUUGCGAAAAAUAAUUGUUGAACAAAUUGGAGCGAUUAUGGUGUUGCCAAAUAAGCUGCCAAUUACAUUGAGUAAUGAUGUUCCGGCUGUUAGUCUGAAAAUGCCUGAACCUGAGGGAAUUUUAAGAAUUCACGUUGUUGAAGCCAAGGAUUUGAUGAAAAAGGACAUAAGCGUUUUAGGCAAAGGUAAAUCUGAUCCGUAUGCCAUCAUUAAUGUUGGAGCACAAGAAUUCAAAACACAAACAAUUGACAAUACUGUCAAUCCCAAAUGGGAUUAUUGGUGUGAGACUGUGGUUAAUUCUCAUGUGUUCCAAUAUGUAUUUUUCAACUUAUGGGACUGCGAUCAAGGAUUACCCGGUGUUAAUGCCGAUGACGUUUUGGGCAGGGCAUCUGUUGACAUCUCUCAAGUUGUGAAAAAAGGUCUACUUGAUACGUGGUUGACACUGGAAGAAGCCAAGCAUGGACUUCUACAUGUCCGUUUAUCGUGGUACAAACUUACAUCCGAUCCACAAGAUCUGCAAGCUGCCCUUUUGGAAACACAACUCCUUCGAGUCACAUCAAUGAGCACAGCUCUACUAAUUGUGUUUGCAGAUUCAGCUAAGAAUUUGCCGCAUGCAAGGACAGCAUCGAAUCCAGAUCCUUAUUUGGUUGUAAGUGUUGGAAAACAAACCGAACAAACUCCGGUCCAGUUGCGCAAUGAUUCGCCCGUUUGGGAGCAAGGAUUUACAUUUUUAGUUGGAAACCCUGAUAACGAUAAUCUUCAGAUGAAAAUUUUCGAUCAGAAAACAGGAAAUGAAAUUGGACGAUUCUCUUAUAUCUUGAGUACUUUGUUAACAAUGCCUGAUAUGCAAAUUGUCUCACAACCAUUCCAAUUACACAAAUCCGGCCUCGAGUCAAAGAUUAUAAUAACCUUGGCUCUGAGAGUUCUGAAACGAGCUGAUUCUACAGAAGAUAACGUUUCGAUUGAUGCGUUUUCCAUGUCAGAAGCUAUUCCCUCUUUGUCUCGAUCAAGUUCUGUAAGAACAGCUAGUCAAGUUGAAGGAGUCACUAUUCCUAGCAAGGCAAAGGAAAUAGUUUCGUCUUCAAUGGAAAGCUCAAUUGUGGAAGAAGAUAAUCUGGUUAAAUCAGCCGCUUCUUCCAUUGCAGCCAUAACUCCACCCAGAAGUCCUAGAAUCAAUCCAGAUUCAGUUUUGACUCAUCGUUUUCCCGACACUACAACUUCAGCCGGAGAGCACAAUUUGGGACGCAUUCAGCUGUCGAUUCACUACAGUAUCACACGUCAAAAGCUGUCGGUCACAAUUCAUAAGAUAAUGCAUAUUCCUCUUACUGAUCCCUCGAACAUCCCUGAUCCAUACGUUAAGUUAUAUCUACUGCCAGGACGUGCAAAGGAGUCCAAGAGGAAGACUGUCACAAUUAAGGACAAUUGCAAUCCUGUUUACGAAGCUACCUUUGAGUAUGUGAUCUCAUCGGCUGAAAUUAUGCAAACCGAUCUUGAGGUGACUGUUUGCACUCAAAAAGGCUUCUUGUAUGGUGGAAGCCCAGUUAUUGGAAUGUUGAAAAUAUCGCUGGCUGAGCCGGAUAUAUCUGCCCAAGGACUUUCGUCGUGGUUUGAUCUUCAACCAGAAACAAAACAUGAAUAAAUUUAAUGUUCUUUUAUAAAACAUACCCAAACAAGCUUGUGAGCUCGUCCCAAUACAAUUGAAUAUUGUCUUAAUCUCAAGUCAAAGACAUAAAUGGGCGUUUAGUUUUCUCAAAAUCUUUUAUUUAAAAAUUGAGAUUUAAAUUUUUUCAACGCAACAGUAACAAAUAGAUUUGUAUAUUUCUCCUAAUUUUAUUAAUAUAUUAAAUUAUAAAUGUAGUAAUCUCAGGACUUCUUACCACAACAUACAUUUUUGAAUCUCUAUGUAAGAAUAAGAUAACAUUUGUAAGAUUUUGAAUAUUCUUAUUAAGUCCAAUAAUUUACCAUGUCCCAAUAUUAAUUCUACAAUUUGUUUUAAAUGAAAAUAGAUUGCUUUUUUAUAUUUAUUAAAUGUGUAUUUCAUUUUUAUAAUUAGUGCCUUUCUAUGAUAAAAAAGCAUAGUUAGAUUAUAAAUAAUAAUAAAUGGAAAUAACUAAUCAA